Messenger RNA from Cyphellophora europaea CBS 101466, 810 nucleotides. RefSeq lists its product as uncharacterized. NCBI's taxonomy places the organism in Eukaryota, Fungi, Ascomycota, Eurotiomycetes, Chaetothyriales, Cyphellophoraceae. The transcript has a single exon. Bases 1 to 810 code for a protein of 269 amino acids. The record is from RefSeq and is a predicted model, not a curated record.
AUGGCAUGGAUCCUGGUCACGCCCUCGUCGCGCGGCAUCGGCGCAGCCCUCACGCGGCAUCUUCUACGCACGACACCCGCCGGCGUGCCCGUCGUCGCCACCGCGCGCUCCGAUCCAGACGGCACCGCCGAGAGACUUCUCGCGUCUCUUGAUGUUUCCGACGCCCAGCGGAAGCGUCUGGAGGUGCGGACGUGCGACCUGCUGCAGGAGUCCUCGAUUGCGGACCUGGCGGGCUACUGCAAGGAGCGGUACGGCAACAAGCAGAAAGACAAGAACGCGCAUUUACGGCUGGGGCUGGCAAUUCCAGGCAUGCUGAUUCCGGAGAAGGCGCCGGAUAAGAUCGAGUUCGAGGGAGCCUUGGAGACGCUCAAGCUGAAUCUGCUGGCGCCUAUGAUGCUGGCAAAGCAUUUCACUGGGCUGUUGCCGCGGAAGGCGACCACGCUGGAAGCCAUCCAGGGACUACCAGGGCAAGCGGUGCUUGGGUUCAUGAGCGCACGGGUAGGGUCGAUCGGGGACAAUAGGAUGGGCGGCUGGUAUAGUUACCGCUCAAGCAAGGCUGGGGUCAACCAGCUAGCCCGGUCGGUGGACAUUUAUCUGCAAAUGCAAAGUGGAAAGAAUGCGAUGUGCGUCAGUUUGCAUCCAGGAACGGUGAAGACGAGCUUGAGUGAGGAGUUCUGGAAAAGCACGCCCAAGGAGAAACUGUUUAGCCCCGGGUUUAGUGCUGAGCAUCUAGUGGAGGUUGUGAAGGGACUCGGAGAUGGAGAUCGUGGCCAGUGUUGGGAUUGGCAGGGAAAGGCGAUACCGCCUUAG